CAUGUUCACAAGCCCCUCCCUGCUCCGUGCUCUCUUUUACACACAAGCAAACCCAGCUUCUGUUAUGGCAGGGGCUGAACAUUGGCAUUUACCAAACAGCCGCGGCAUGCCACUCUCCCUGACAACACCUCCCUCCUUUCUCUGGAGACAGACGGGCAGGCUGAACUGAGCUGAAAGCAGACUGUAGUAGUGUCUGACAAACACGCCCUCACAUCAGCAAGACAAAGUGGAGGAAACUGCUGAACACAUGCCACAAGAUACCAAAGGGCCAACCAGAUAAUGUGACAACAAAUUGAAGACAAAAAAACAUGAUGGAAGGACAAAACGGAAAUAUCUUGCCUCAUAAAACAACCGAGAACGGAGUUAAAGGGAAGCCCCCAUACUCAGUGGAAACCCCUUAUGGCUUUAGACUUGACCUGGACUUCCUAAAAUAUGUGGAUGACAUAGAGAAGGGCAACACAAUCAAAAGAGUCCCCAUACAGCGCCGGAGCAAGGGCCCCCGAGCAAGCACUCUUCCCAGGCACCUCAACCCUUCUGGAUGUGGCUACCGCCCGAGCCCCUGGGGAUCGACAGGAGCUCUUGGCCCCAAGUCCCGACUGUCAGACAUCCAUCCAGGCUAUACUUCCUGGGCAAAUGAUCAGAGGUCGCUCCAUUCUCCCACAGGACUCAAAUCCUUGACUGAGAUGGAAGCCAGAAUCAAGGAGUUUGAUGAGCAGCCUCUAGGUGAGCACAUCAGACCUCAUCUCCUCCGUGCCUCCAGUAUGCCGCUUACAGUGCUGCUGAGACAGGGAUCAGAAUCCACAGAUGACCCUGGCAGCCUCCGUAGUUCGAGGGAUCACCUUGGAGGAAAAAACAUCUCCUGCGAAGACGUCUUCUACUCCACGGACAGCCCUCGUCCCCAGGACUACUCAGGGCUGUUGAGACGCCUGAGAGAGGCCCUGGAACGUGUGGGUGAGCUGGAGAUGGAGAUGAGGGUGAUACCAGAGCUUAGGGCACAGAUCUGCAUCCUCCAGGAGGAAAGAGAAAGGCUGCGUCUAGGCCUAAAUCCACACAUCCAACCACCUUCAAUGAAUGGAACCGCAGACCCUUACCCCUCAUCCCACUACAGCACAGUGGACAUCAAAAGGCCUCGGCAUGAAAGUCAUAUCAUGUUUCCUAGAAAUCACAGCGUCAGUCAGGAAGACUCUAAUCCAACACAUGAGUGGAGGACUAGUACAGAUCUGGACGAGCUGCUGACAGUGACGUCCCUGCAGGCUAAGGUAGCUGUACUGGAGCAGAAGCUCCAUGAGACUGGCCUGGAGCUCCAGAGAGCCUUAGGGCUGCUGAGGGAGCAGCAGGAGGAGAGUAGAAAGAAAGAUGAGAAGAUUGAACACCUUAUCAGGAAUCCUGGUGUGUGGGUUCGUGCAGAGAGAGUGGUGGUAGACCAGGAUGGAGAUGAGACAGUGGCGAGAUCCAUUGAACCGUAUGAUAAAGAAUCAAGUCCAGAUGCAUUCAUCUCUCCAAAGACUGUUACCACAAAUGGACAAAGGAGUUGGCAACAAGACUCUAUUGUUGAUUCUACUGAAAGGAGUACAUUUGUGUCUGUGGGACAUGGUAACUCUUCAAAUGACGGUAUAGACACAGCAGUGGUCGUCCACCACAUCAAGAAGAUCAAGAGACUCCUGGAUCAGCAGUGGGAGUGUUUGUGCGCAGACUGUCAGUCAGGAGAGGAGGGUAAACCUCUAAAGCACCCAGACCCCAAAGUCAACUCUCUGCAGCAGGAGAUGAUGGGACUUGUUGACAUCCUUACCUCCUACUACACCCAGCAUGGACACAAUGAUGGAGAGAGGACUCAACAUGGAGCCUCUAAAUCCAUUAUGAGGGCAGAUGGAUGGGCCUGGACGUCAAAAAGCCUACAUUCUGGGGGUGUUAAUGAAAGACGCAAAAAAAGUGAAAAUCUGUUUGGGCAGCACUGUGUGAACCAGAGUGAGCAGAAGGAGAGCAGCAUCAGCCCUAGGGAGAUGGCUGCUGCCCAGGUGGAUGCAGAUCCAGAGAAGAGGCAAACGAGCCCAGACAGACAGAUGAUAUCGGGAGGAGCAGGAUCAGGGAGGACAGAUGGAGGCGUAGCGUCUGUGGAAGCUGAGGCUCUGGAGAAAACGGCCAAGAUGAAACUACAGCCUCCAGGAGAACAGAUGGAGGGGAACUCUGGCUUAGAAACCACCACCGGGGGCAGGGAGGCAGUGAGUGCAGAUUUUACGGCUGCUUGUCAGUUCCUUAACGAUCACAUGGACAACAUGGAUAACCCCAAUGAUGACAUGAGGAAGGCCCUGGUUGUGUUGUUUCAGCACUGGUUCAGCGCGGCAGCAGAGGAGGCGUCGGUGGCCAGCAGGUUAGCUGUGUACCUAAGAGAAGUGAAGAAGACCACACCUUCACUGCUGGCCUUCUUGGUCAACCUGGCUGACGACAAUGGCAACACAGUGCUGCAUUAUAGCGUGUCGCACUGCAACUACAGCAUCGUCAGCCUGCUACUGGACACAGGCGUGAGUGACGUGAACCUUCAGAACAAUGCUGGAUAUACAGCAGUGAUGCUGGCCUCGCUGACAGCCCCUGAUGGCCCAGGUGGCAUGGAGGUGGUCCGCAAGCUAAUGGAGCUGGGCAACAUUCACAUUCGCUCAAGCCAGACAGGCCAAACAGCUCUGCACUUGGCGGUGAGACACGGGCGAGUUGUGAUGGUUCGCCUGCUGCUGAGCCACGGAGCAGAUGCUAACAUCCAGGACAGCCAGGGAACCACGGCCCUGAUGUUCGCAGCUGAGAGGGGCCACACACACAUCGCCAGGCUGCUGCUGGAGAGGAGCCAGUGUGACCUCACCCUGACCGACAAGCGAGGUCGAACUGCACUCUCUAUCGCCAUGCAAAGCUCCCACACGGAUACAGCCGCCCUCCUGCAAGCCCAUGCUAAAGCUCGAGCUUUGUAGUUCUGGAAAACUGGAAAAGAAUGUGCAGACAUAUGAUCCUCUCACAUGUGCUCUUUUCUGUCUGAACCCAGUUUAACGUUGAUGCUGUGUGAGUGGGUUGAGUUUUAGCUGUGAUGAUAUUGUUGCUGAAAUGUGGACACCUGCACUAGCAUUGGAUGACAUCAUUAUAACAAGGCUUUAUAUCAUCAGUGAGUGAGGUCAUUAUUGCUGAGUCAGUAUAAAUGUGCUGUUUUCUAUUGUCUUUGCUGUUGAUGUUCAUUGUUAUGUUUGAUCUUUGCACUUCCCAGUAGCAGCUUAGCUUUGCAAACUAUGCAAUGAAAAAAAUAUUUAUUAUAAUAUGUUAAUUAUAUUGGACACGAGUAUGUUGACAAUUAUCUAAACGUCUGUGCUUAUAAUAAUAAUCCAAGGUGCCUUUAUGUUUUUAGAGGAAAAUUACAGAUUGCUAUUUCCAUUCUUGCAGCAGCCGAGCACUUUUUUAAAUAAAAUGUGUGUAAAAUAUACAAAGAAAUGCCAAAUACUUGUCUCAUGGUGCAUGCCAAACACAUGAAAAAAAGGCAAAUUUUUGGUGCCAAUAAACAAACCUGUUGAUUUCA
This is a messenger RNA of Morone saxatilis (striped sea-bass), 3547 nucleotides long. RefSeq names its product KN motif and ankyrin repeat domain-containing protein 4-like. Gene Ontology annotation, biological process: negative regulation of actin filament polymerization. NCBI's taxonomy places the organism in Eukaryota, Metazoa, Chordata, Actinopteri, Moronidae. The coding region runs from base 309 to 2954 and encodes 881 amino acids. Gene Ontology annotation, molecular function: protein binding. The transcript is spliced from 10 exons. Gene Ontology annotation, cellular component: cytoplasm; cytoskeleton. The record is from RefSeq and is a predicted model, not a curated record.